Sparassis crispa is the source of this 2079-nucleotide messenger RNA. RefSeq lists its product as hypothetical. Lineage: Eukaryota; Fungi; Basidiomycota; Agaricomycetes; Polyporales; Sparassidaceae. The coding region runs from base 1 to 2079 and encodes 692 amino acids. The transcript has 7 exons. The record is from RefSeq and is a predicted model, not a curated record.
AUGGCACCUAAGAAAGCAACAUCCAACUUACUACAUCCUUCUGCAAUUGUCGAUGCUGAAUGCCUGACGCGUGUGCCUGUGCGGCCCAGUCGCUCAACUGCGAACAAAAAUCCCACUGCUCCUGUCAUCAAUGCCAAGCAGAAGAGAGGCACGCAAGCCAAGAUACAAGCAGACAAAGCAAGAAAAGAGCUCAAAAAGGUCCAGAAGGCUGAGCGACGCACUGCGUCAGUUCAUCGGAUUGCUGAAAGGGAGGAUUCUAUGCAACGAGAUGACGGAAAACGUCAGUCAUUGCGACCUGAUCUCCAUCUGAUCCACGUACCUCCUGUACAUACCUCCACAGCUUUGAAGGUGAUCCAUGACUCGGCUAUCAGCAGCAUCGAGCGAGGCGAGCCUGAGACACAUGCCUUUGCUGAAGCUAGCCCAGAGCCUUCAAUACCUCCAGUAUCUGCUGUUGACUCGGCGUCGGAAGGCCAGGUUGACGAUGCUGGAGACCAAAAAAAUGACUUUGCUGACUCUGCGGGAGAUAGCGGAGGGGAUCUUGACUACCUCACAUGCAGCGGUGAUGCCUUGGAUGAGGACGAGGAUCGCGCCAAUGACUCCAAUUUUGACAUUGCAGUGAUGGCGGAGGAACUUGGUGACAUUGAUGCUGAUGAUAAGGACAUGGACGAUCUGGGUAUGGAACCUGUGGGCUUGAGCAACUCCACCAAAGGACUGUGGAAGAAAUUCUUGGCUUCUGAGAAAGCUAAGGAGGGAAACAAGAAGAAGAAGACAGCACUUAGAAGUCAAAUUAUCGAGAAAUGGAAGGAAGCGGUGACUGCGCCAAUGCGUAGCGUGACAUCAAUGGCAACGAAAUGCAAGGCACCUGCCAGUGAAAAAUUUGUGUACGAGAGCAAGCGUGUGAAGGCGGUGGCGGAGAUUGGUGGUUUGAAGUCUGGGUGGAAAAGAUAUUUAACUCGUUCUGAGAACUCCUCCAAAACCUCACUGACAAAUGGUGAGGACUCAGAUGCACCGAUCGAAGGUGAAUUCGAGAAGGAUGAGGGUGCUGAAGUCCUGUGCGCUGCGCGUGCCGCUCAUCGGACCAACAAUAUUACCCAACAUGAAGGUUCCAUCACCACGAACCUGGUCAAGAAAAAACAGGUGGGCAUCGUCUUGAAGCCUGCAGCCAUCGCGGAGAUCGAUAAGAAGGAACGUGGAGCUGGGUGUGUGAACAAACAACCUACCCCAUACUGGUGUAACAAAGACCUACCUUUUCCAGCGCGCGGGAAGCACCUUCUUCUUUGGCAGCGAAAAUUCAUCCCGGCGCUCAUUAGCUGGGCCGCUACUCUCCCUGACCCUUUUGGUUCCAACAGCCACUCAGACUUCAAGAGCAUGGUGAAGUCUAUUUGGACGAAGAUCUUCAUUGGCCUGCCGGAACUCGACGACAACGGAAAACCACGAUCCGAGCACCCCGCCAUCUAUGCUGUGGCGCAGGUGGCACUUCGUACAUAUCGCAGGGACAUUGGUAAAACCGCGCUACGGAUCCUCGACAUGAUUUGGAACUCAGCAGAUAUGGAGGGCAACUACACCACCAUCAAGCGUAGGAAGGCCUGGAUCGAAGCGCAGCUGAAAAGCAAGAACUUCUUGUAUCUUGACCUGCAGGUGACAACCCAUCCGGGCGCAUUUCGUGGCCCUCUGAUUAUGGAGACCUUUGCCUACCAUCUUCAACUCACCAUGAAGAGUGAGGUGGAAUAUGGUGAGCCCGCGGGAGCACUUGCAUUGUGUAGCGCUGCUGUGCAACGGGCACUCGCUGUAUGGAAAGACGAGAUGAACUCAAUCAAGGAACCAGAUGACAGCGCUCGUCAUGGUGGUGCAAGGAACUCCAAGGAAAGUUUUAAAGAUGAGCCGUGGGGGAACGAGGCAAAGAUAUACUACAAUCGCACGAAGGGCCUGAAGGAGCCUAAGUGGCAUGCAAUCUGUCAAGAUGCCCAUGCACAUCUGCAGCACAAGAACAAUGACUUCAUGAUCGAUCUGACUGCGGACUCCUCCGAAGGUGCUGACAAUGUUGACGACAACAUCCGCAUGUCGGAGGAUGAUGACUGA